Molecule: messenger RNA, 843 nt
Organism: Capsaspora owczarzaki ATCC 30864
Lineage: Eukaryota; Filasterea; Ministeriida; Capsasporidae
Exons: 3
Coding region: 1-843 (280 amino acids)
Source: RefSeq, a predicted model, not a curated record
AUGGCCGAUCCGGCGCGACGAGCACGGGCAGCCAAGCCGUCGAUGGACACCGAGCUGCUCGGCCGUCUCGUGCGACAAGUUGAAGCGCAUAACAAGAUUGUCGAAACGCAAGAAAUGUGGCGGCAGCACACCAAAGACGACCGCGAUGCGCAGGAGGACAAGGCGGACGGAGCCAGACAGAGUGAACACCGGCCUGGCUCGCCGAGCACAAGUCGAAGAGGCGACAGUGAUCAGCAUGGUCAUCGAGAUUCAAGCCGUGGUCGGGAUGGCGGCUCCACCCGAAGCCGCAACGAACGAGACGAACGACGAGAUGAACGAGAUUCUGGCUCGAGACGUCGAGAUUCUGGUGCAGACGACCGACGAUCGUCGUCCUCGCGUGAAUCGCAUUCAAGACACUCGGCACCAAGACACCGGUCGGAUGAUGAUCGCGAGAGGCGAAGCGACCAGCGGUGGGACGAUCAGCGGGAACGAGACAAAGCCGACGCACAGAGAAUUGCGCGUGCUCGACAUCGUGUUGCUACCAUGGACUUGGAUGGUUGGGACCACGGCGGUUUUACCAUGUACAAUAAGGAUUCUGCACAGACCGCUGCUAUCUCCCGCGGUCGCCGAAAGAAGAAGCGACGCUCGCGUUCAUCGUCGUCCUCGUCGUCGUCUUCUUCAUCCUCAACUUCGUCGUCUUCGUCUUCGUCAGAGAGCGAAUCCGACUCUGAAUCCAGUCAUCGUCGCAAGCACAAUCGCCAUUCUCGUCGUCGGCGCUCCCGGCGAAGAUCCGAGUCAAGAUCGAGAUCCAGGUCAAGAUCCAGGUCACCUCGAGCGAACAGCAAGCGAGCGACCGAGCGAUAG